Amphibalanus amphitrite is the source of this 2522-nucleotide messenger RNA. RefSeq names its product RNA-binding protein NOB1-like. The record is from RefSeq and is a predicted model, not a curated record. Gene Ontology annotation, molecular function: RNA endonuclease activity. Gene Ontology annotation, biological process: maturation of SSU-rRNA; ribosomal small subunit biogenesis. Bases 367 to 1797 code for a protein of 476 amino acids. The transcript is spliced from 5 exons. Gene Ontology annotation, cellular component: preribosome, small subunit precursor. NCBI's taxonomy places the organism in Eukaryota, Metazoa, Arthropoda, Thecostraca, Balanomorpha, Balanidae.
GUUGGGCCUGUUACGUACCCAAGGCCGAGGCCUCAGCGCGCAUUCAGCGCGAAGCUGAGAAGCAGGCUCAGGCUGAGGGCCAUCUCAAUCUGCAAUCUGCAGGUCAUAAAGCAGGUGUAGUCUUUGCUUAUUUCAGAUCCGUAAAGUGAACUCAUUUUUUCAUAUAUUUCUUUGGUAGAGUUAUAACCAUAUGUUUUUGGUGGGUCAAUAUCAUUUGUGCUCGUGACGUAACUAAAUUCUGGCUUCUGAUCACUUUUACCAUUCUCGCUAGAAUCGCUUCUUGUAGAGUAAUGGAGCCAGUGAAGCCACGUCCACGUGCAUCCCGACUAACUGAUCUGGACCUGGACAACAUUUGAAGGAUUUAAGAUGAUUCAAGAACCAUACAUUGACAACUUGGUGGCAGACUCUGGAGCCUUCCUCCGCAAUGUGCCACUCCAUCACAUGGCCAAAAAUGUGCUCACCGUUCCCGAGGUCGUGUCAGAAAUUCGCGACAAGGCCACUCGGGAUCGGCUUCAGGUUCUGCCUUAUGAGCUGAAGCUCAAAGAACCUAGCGAUGAGUGCAUCAGACAGAUCUCUGACUUUGCGCGCAAGACGGGCGAGCUGCGAUUUCUCUCCGCCACGGACGUGCGCGUGCUGGCGCUGGCACUACAGGUGACGCGCGAGACUGUCGGCGGUGGGCACAUCCGUCUACUGCCAGCCGCCUCGCGCACCGACACCAAGCUGUACCACCCGAGAGAGCACAAACUCGGCCAGCUGCCGGUCGGCUUCGUGGAGAAGGUUGGCGAGCUCGCUGUGACAGAGGACGACGAGAAGGCCAGAGGUGACGGCGAGCAGGUCGGAACGGGAACUGAUGCGCAGGACGGUGACAAGGUGAAGGAUGGGGAUGGGAAGGCUCCGGCACCCGGUGGCGACGAGACCGCGGGAGAGAGGGAGGAAGGAAAGAGAGGAGAGGCAGAGACAGAUGACCCCAACAGCGAGGAGAUGUUUGACGCGAAGGAGGACCCUGAGGAGGGCGACACUGAUGAGGAUGCUGAAGAAACUGAGAUCAAAGAGACAAAAGAUACAGAUGCGAUUGAGUCACAAGAGGGAGACGAGGAGGACGGCGAUGAGCAGCAGGAGGAAGAGGUAGAGGAGGAGGAGGAGGAGGACGAGGACGAUGGUUGGAUUACACCGGGCAACAUUCAGGCCGCCAAAAACGAGAUGAACGCUCAGGCCGGUGAAGUUGAAGAGCCCGUUAAGGUGGCGUGCAUGACCACCGACUUCACGAUGCAGAACGUGCUGAAGCAGAUGAACCUGGAGCUGGUGUCGAUCGAAGGACGAAGAAUCCGAGAGGUGCGCCGGUUCGUGCUGCGCUGCUUCGGAUGUUUCCAGGUCACCCCGCACAUGGACAAGACAUUCUGUCCCUGGUGUGGCAACAAGACGCUGAAACGUGUCUCUGUCACGCUCAGAGCUGACGGCUCGCAGGAGAUCCACAUCUCAACUCGAAAACCAAUCAGCAAGCGCGGCACCAAGUACUCGCUGCCGUUGCCGCGCGGAGGGAAGUAUUCGGUACAGCCGGUACUGUGUGAAGACCAGCCCCUGCCUCAGCAGCGCGCCACGGCACGCUCUCAGGCCCGAAACGCCAUUCUGUCGGACGACUUUGUGCAGGGCGGCUCGCCGUUCUCACUGAACGACGUGAACUCGCGAGCAGCUCAGCUGGGCAGGAACUCUCGGUUCAGGCAGGUGCCCAACUGGGAGCGGCGCAACCCCAAUGCGCGCGCGCCGCCUACCGGCAACAAAAAGAAGCGCAGGAAAUAAUCCGCCCGGUAGGUGUCUCUCGCUGCUGGGAAUGUUGUGUUGUUGAGGGUUUGUGAAGGGUUAUGCUGAUUGCUGAAGACAUGCUGCAAAUGUCGUGUGUUUUUGUAAAAACAUUUUGAGCGUGUUUUUGGUGAUGCGUGGUAAGGUUGGUAGGUUGCACGCACAUCAUUAUCUUGAGGUGUCUCGCAGUCGUGAAUUAAGACUCGCGAUAUGUAGUGGAGAGUCUGUCGUGAUGAGAAUAUUCGACUUGGCACCGGCUCAGUCUGUUAGGCCUGUAGUUUUCUGUUUCUAUAGUCAUUCUACAGUCGCUAGACAUUGUUUGCCGACUAAAACCGUCAAUUGCAAUCAUUGCAACCUUUACAAAAAGUGCUUCGCAGCACAAAAGAAGACAAAAUUUUUAUUUAAUCUUUGUCGUUUUACGAAUAGAGGUAUACUGGCUAAUGCGAUCAUUUUACGGUGAAAGCUCAUUAAACUAUAACUUUCAUGCUUUUUGUUUUACCGUCGCGUGCAGGGUAGAGUGGAGGACAUUUAGCUAGUGCUCCCGGCAAUUUUCACAUUUUCAUGGGCGAGUGGUCCGAUUGUCUAGUAAAGCUAAGUUGCGUCGGCGAGGUAUGCACCACGGUAUGGACGAGGUAUAAGUUGCGUCGGCGAGGUAUGCACAUUAAGCAAUGGAUUGAUGACGAUUAGUGUUCCUCAGUCUCGAUACAAUACAAUGUUUUGUGAGA